UUAAUGACUUAACUAUGUUUUAUGCCUCAGAGCUAAAAAUGGGAAAAGCAGACCGUAUAGCAGACAGACCUCUGAGAUAUACUUUCAAAGAGCACCGCCAUAUUGUGGCGCUCUGAAAUCACGUGGUCCGAGUUCUCGCGAGAUUUGGGCUGGACUGAACGCCACGUCGGUUAGAUAGAAAAGCAGAGAGCAUCUGAUGACCUGCAGCCUCUAAGGAAACAGUUUAUAUUAUAUUCAUUCAGAAGUAUAGAUUUAUAGGCGCUGCACGCUUCACGCAGGUGGUGAGAUGAGGGCCCUAUGUGUGUCUGCGCUGCUGCUGGUGUUUGGUUUAGCAGUGCUGUCAUGUGAGCACGGGCACCACCAUGACCAUCACCACGGGCAUCACCAUGGGCACCACCAUGACCACCACCAUGGGCACCACCACGGGCACCACCACGACCAUCACCACGGGCAUCAUCAUGACGACGUAAAGCUGUUUCAUGGUGCAAGCAAAUGGAGUGCUGAGGCCAAUCUGCCUCCUGAGGAGGAGCUUCAGCAUGACCACGGGCAUGAUGAUGGCCAUGACCACGGGCAUGAUGAUCAUGGACAUGACGAAGGACAUGACCACGGACAUGCCCACGAUCACGGACAAGACCACGGACAAGACCACGGGCAUGCCCACGAUCACGGACAUGACCACGGGCACGCCCACGAUCACGGACAAGACCACGGGCACGCCCACGAUCACGGACAUGACCGCGGGCACGCCCACGAUCACGGACAAGACCACGGGCACGCCCACGAUCACGGACAUGACCACGGGCACGCCCACGAUCACGGACAAGACCACGGGCACGCCCACGAUCACGGACAUGACCACGGGCACGCCCACGAUCACGGACAUGACCACGGGCACACCCACAAACCCAUGCACAGCCCUGGCAAAGAACGCAUGAUGCGCGAGUCGCAGGCUGAGAGCCGGGACUCAGUACAGUUGUGGAUGCAGGCAGUGGGAGCGACGUUGCUGAUCAGUGCUGCACCCUUCCUCAUCCUCUUCCUCAUCCCAGUGCAGUCGAACUCGGAUCAGCACCAGAACCUACUGAAGAUCCUGCUGAGCUUUGCUUCGGGAGGGCUGCUGGGGGACGCCUUCUUGCACCUCAUCCCUCACGCGCUGGCGCCUCACUCUCACCAUGGAAACGAGGGCCAAUCAGCUGCCGCCGAGGAGUCACAUGGCCAUUCUCACGGUGUGGCACACGAUCACAUGAUGUCUGUGGGUCUGUGGGUUCUUGGCGGCAUCGUGGCGUUCCUGGUGGUGGAGAAGUUUGUGCGUCUGCUAAAGGGAGGACACUCUCAUUCGCACUCGCACGCUCACUCGCACGCUGCUCCGAAAUGUAAGGACAGCGACGGGGAGGAGGAGGAGAAGAAGAAGGAAGGAGGGAAGAAAGAUCAGAAAAAGGACAAGAAGGUGAAGAAAGUGAAAGAAGAGAGCUCGGAUAUUAAAGUAUCGGGUUACCUGAACCUGGCCGCUGAUUUCACCCACAACUUCACGGACGGUCUGGCCAUCGGUGCCUCGUUCCUGGUCAGUCCUGCCGUCGGCGUGGUAACCACCAUCACCAUCCUCCUGCAUGAGGUGCCACACGAGAUCGGAGACUUCGCCAUCCUCGUCCAGUCAGGAUGCACCAAGAAGAAGGCCAUGUGUCUCCAGCUCCUCACCGCCAUCGGCGCGUUAGCCGGCACCGCCUGCUCCCUAUUGGCCGAGGGCGUGGGUGCGGCCGCCACCGCCUGGAUCCUGCCCUUCACGGCCGGCGGCUUCGUUUACAUCGCCACGGUGACAGUGCUGCCGGAGCUGUUGAGUGGCCGCUCGAGCGCGGGUCAGUCGGUGAUGGAGGUCGCUGCCAUGCUGUUCGGCGUCGGGAUGAUGGUCAUCAUCGCCGAGUACGAGUGAGACGCAGCGAGAGACUGAAUUCUUUCGAGACUCAGGGGAAGAUAAAUAGAUGUGUAAAUGUGUCCAUGAUGAUUACAGAUGAGAGUGAGAGUGAGUGAGUGAGCGAGCGAAUGAGAAUUGGAGGCUUUUGUAAGAGAAGUGCACUAAAAGACCGAGCCCUUUCACGUCCCGAACGCACCAACAGCACUGGACAUCAUAACGUCCUCCCGAUCGAGGGACCCAUUUACUGUCAUCUGAAACCACACACACAUUUGCAGUCGCUUUUUUUGAUUAAUAUCCAAAUAAUGCACAAUUUAAAGUUGUUGUUAUUUUUUGACAGCAAUGUUCUGUGUUGCUUUCUGAAAAGUGGAAAGUCUUGCUGGCUUGUAUUAACCAUAGAUAUCCAUAUUAGUGCCCUAGAUAGGCGACAAAGUGCGCACUACCGCAACCAUGUAAGUGUAACGUACAAAUUUGCUUUGAUUUACAUCGUUUUCCAAAAGCAGGUCUUUUUUUAAUAAAGAUUUUUGUUUUCUUUUUCUGAUUUUUAAUUUUUUUUUUAACUUGUAAACCCCGGGGGCCUGGGCUACUGAUCCUUGUUCAACAGUGACUUUCCACCAAAUUAACUUUAUCGAGUCUAAUCUAGGAAAAUAAUGUAUGUAAAGUUUCUUUCAUGUAACGUUAAGAAGUGUAACAUCUGGGACUCGGAGAUAAGAUACCUGCAUGUGAAGCAUCUCCUUCAUGUUAAUCUGGUGUUUUGUGCUGGAAAACAUAUCCGCAGUUUUAGUUUUAGCUUCGAGUCACUGAGUAGAAUGAGCUCUCUAGGUGUCUAAUAUGGAUAUUUAUCACGUCCAGCUGUUCAUUCUGGAGUAUUUGGGUUAUGCGUGGUGUCCGGAUCGAGCCAGCAGAUGCAGUAAGACUUAACGAGCAUGUUGUAACAGGAGUCUACAUCAGCACUUUGACUGGAGAAAGUCUGGCAGUAUAAUUUACAAACUUUUUCCACUUUUAGAGCUGGACUGCUUUAGUGAUGCUCACAGGAAGUCACGCGCUUUAUUUUUUUUCAGCCACUUUGAUGUCCGUGUCACUUCCUCUUUUUGUAAAAGUCCUUCGCAGUACCUGAACCGUCUGUUGUGUUUUCACGCAUGUCCCGAGAAUCAAUUCUAAACCGUUUAACAAUAUUCAACACGCACUAUAUGGCUAUUGUGGACGCUUAAAUAUUGGCACCCCCUCUCUUUUUCUGUUUGUGUGGAUGCGUAAUCAUGACGAUAACUGUCGAAGCCUUUAUUCUGGUUGACAAAACUGUCACAAGACUGUAUUUAACUACACUACUUUAGAGAUUGUAUUUUAGCCAACUGAGCUUUCGCUAACUGAGCUAGCAUGUUCCAUAUGCUACCCGUUAUGUUGGCUAGCUAACUGACGAAGUGUCCACGAUAUCAUAAAUCGUAGAGUUUAUGAUCGGCACAUGCCUACAUGUAGUCUGUUGUCUUAUUUUUAUUACUUUGUUGAGUUUUAUUUGUGCUUGACUGUAGUUUCAUUCUGUCACAAAUGUCUCCAAGUCAUUCCCUCCAUGUUUUUUUUUUUUUUUAUCGCUAUAUAAAGUGAACGUAGAGAACACGUCGUUCGUCUUGGUGUUGUUUGUGUGGUACGUGCACUAAGGAACGGUUUCUGUUUGAGAUCCACAUUCAUAAUUGAGAGACUACUUUUGUCACAUAUACACGAGGAUACACACGACGUGAAACGGUGAGAUUGACACUGUGACUGUAAGUACACAAUAAAUAUGAAUGAGAAAUAUAUAAGAAAUUAAAAUAUUAGAAUUUAAUGAAACAGGGAAUUGAAUAAAGACUUUAAAAAUAGUAAGUGAUGAUGAAUGGAUGGUGGAAGUGAGAAGAUUAAUCCACGUCAAUAAUUUUGAAAAUGCA
This is a messenger RNA of Ictalurus furcatus (blue catfish), 3819 nucleotides long. It is a transcript of the gene slc39a7, whose product is annotated as solute carrier family 39 member 7. Lineage: Eukaryota; Metazoa; Chordata; Actinopteri; Siluriformes; Ictaluridae. The record is from RefSeq and is a predicted model, not a curated record. The transcript has 8 exons. The coding region runs from base 287 to 1924 and encodes 545 amino acids. Gene Ontology annotation, biological process: zinc ion transmembrane transport; intracellular zinc ion homeostasis. Gene Ontology annotation, cellular component: membrane. Gene Ontology annotation, molecular function: zinc ion transmembrane transporter activity.